GCACCGGCAACCAGCACCAAGAGAUGGCAAAAUUUUGUUCCGCUCCAGAAAAGCUAGAGAAUUGCUAGCAGCCUAGCACCACUCCCAACCAGGGUAAUGUUGCGGCUAUUAGAAGGGGGCGACAAAAAAGUAGAUCACACGUUGGUGGUGGUUACAUCGGUAGUCCGCAAUUGAUCAUUGUAUAGGAUCAGCAGGAGUUUCUCAGUAGAAUUCGGGAUGUAAAGUGGAGUCCCCAGCAUGUCUUUGCUUCAGGUACUUUUUAGGAGGCGAUUGAACAUCACUGCGCUCCGCUCAAUAGAGCUGUGCGAGUUCUUUCUGGACAAGGCCCUCAGGGUUGCAGGGCCAGUGCUGAUUGCUUUGGCCGCAGUUUUGAUCAGUGCGGUCGUGUACAUCUACUUCAGCGUACUCCUCUUCGCCAACGUCGGCACUCCCUUUCAUAGUUUUAAGGCCCUGGCACAUGUGGCUCUUGGCCUUUCCCUCUUGUUCAACCUUGUUUUCAACUACGCCUACUGUGUCAUCACGCCCCCAGGGCAUCCUCCAUCUUUGGAUCGCACCUCGGGCUCUGCGUCAGACAUUGAGGGUCAGAAUGAGUCAGCGGACUCUGACGAUGAAGGGGAAUAUGCGCCGGGGCAAACGCGGUGGUGCCGCCGGUGUCGUAGGGCAAAGCCGGCGCUGACUCAUCACUGCCAUGUGUGCGGGAAAUGCAUCCUGAAGAUGGACCAUCACUGUCCCUGGCUCGACAACUGCGUCGGCUUUUUCAACUAUCGCUACUUCCUUCUAUUCAUCACGUACCUGUGGCUCGGCUGCAUCUACGUCCUGCUCAUGACGAUCCAACCGCUCUUCAGGGCAGAAGAUCCGGAGAAGCCGCUGUCUACCGUGGUCUUCGCAUUCACCCUCUGCUUCGCAGUAGCAAUCGCGUUGGGGUGCCUUUUGGCGUGGCACUUGUUCCUGAUCUUGACGGCUCAGACAACGGUGGAGUUCCACGUGAACAGGCAACGGCGGGCCGACGCGCGGAAGGCGGGGCAGGUUUGGAGCAAUGAGUUUAACCUCGGUCCAAUCAGAAACUUUAAAAACACCUUAGACGUACAGGGGCCGUUUUGGUGGUGCGUCUGGCUGUUACCGAGGCUACGGCCGCCGAAGGGGGACGGCUGUUUAUUUCCUGUGCGAGGGGAGAGUAGCCAGCCGGCGGUUUCGCCGCCACUGGUUUCCGUGGGGUCGCAACGACACUUGUACAAAGUACUGCCUUAAAAUCUGUGGCGAAUCAUUCAGCAUGCUUCAAAUAA
This is a messenger RNA of Klebsormidium nitens, 1283 nucleotides long. The record is from the annotation of a GenBank genome assembly. Lineage: Eukaryota; Viridiplantae; Streptophyta; Klebsormidiophyceae; Klebsormidiales; Klebsormidiaceae.